AUGGCAGACUACGUUCGCAUACUAUAUCGUCGCAUUUUGUGUGAAGGGUCUACCUUUUUCGAUGAUCGUACUAGAACAUUUAUUUUUAACCGCACGCGCAACGCUUUUCGCGAUUACAAGAACUGCACCGACGAAGCACGAAUCAAGAACAAGUUACGCGAGGCUCGAAAGUUUUUACAUCGUGUAGAACGUGCUAAUCAGGGGCAUACCAAAAGCUGCUUGAAGCUGUUACAAGCCGCGUACGGACAACGCGGUAAAACACGACAUCGAUUACUACAGCCUUAUACCUUGCUUCCAGGCGACUAUCAACAUCCAGAGCCAUUGAUCCCACAUGUAUCAAGAACAGCACCUCCACCACCAUUAUGUGGGCCGCUGAAGGCAUUGGUCGCUUCUGUUGUUAAAAAAAAUCUCGACCCGAAACUCCCUGAGCCCGAAUACAAGCCAUUGCAUCCAACACGGCAAGCAAAUCUGCUAUGGCGUUGGAGAACGAACUUAUUAGAACGCGUACCACCUCCGCCUCCCUUUGAAAUCAUAUGUGAACUAGAACGACGCGCUGGCGCGCCCGAAUCCCAUCCAAGGCAUGUUGCCAACUUGCGUAUCGGUGGACCCUCAUGGGACGAUUUAUAUAGCGGACAAGAAGGCCAUCCAGACUUGAUGCAUCUUUGUCCGUCAGCAAACUUAGUACCCAGAUCAAAGGUGCCUCGUACCCGUCAGUCAUUGCCCUCUUCACCUUCUGCAGCCGAGCCAUCGUCUUACUCGACUUUAUCCAUGAUUCAAUAUGUCAAUCCUGAUUUUGAGCCCUUACAGGACCAGACUGAUUAUCGAGAAAAAAAGCUGAGAAAAGCACGACGGAUGUAUCGACGAAUCCUUAGCAAAAUGCCAUUCUUGUCGCCGAUGCCCACUGCCAGUGCUUUGUGGGACCCAAAGAUUAAGUAUAAAGUUUCUUACUCAUGCUGGAUCCCACAAUCGGUGGUUCGCAUGGAAAAGGUGUCAGAUAGCGCUGUAAAGGAUACCAAGUAG
Molecule: messenger RNA, 1020 nt
Organism: Zychaea mexicana
Lineage: Eukaryota; Fungi; Mucoromycota; Mucoromycetes; Mucorales; Lichtheimiaceae
Exons: 4
Coding region: 1-1020 (339 amino acids)
Source: RefSeq, a predicted model, not a curated record